Molecule: messenger RNA, 3120 nt
Organism: Penicillium vulpinum
Lineage: Eukaryota; Fungi; Ascomycota; Eurotiomycetes; Eurotiales; Aspergillaceae
Product: Phyllocladan-16-alpha-ol synthase
Exons: 2
Coding region: 1-3120 (1039 amino acids)
Biological process (GO): isoprenoid biosynthetic process
Molecular function (GO): prenyltransferase activity
Source: RefSeq, a predicted model, not a curated record
AUGGAAUCCAUCUCCCUGCAAAAUUCGGCCGUGGUGCUGAUCGAUCAACUGACCGAGCAACUUGACGACUCGCAUGGACUUGGCUUUAUGAGCCCCGCCGUUUAUGAUACGGCGUGGGUAUCUAUGGUCAAGAAGUCUGUGGAUGGGCAGACUGUGUGGUUGUUUCCCGGUUGCUUUGAAUAUAUCCUGUCAAACCAACUCGAGGAUGGGAGUUGGACUACAUACGCCUCCCAGAUCGAUGGGAUUCUGAAUACAGCCGCAUCCUUGCUGUCGUUGAAGCGCCACUUUAUCACGCCCCUUCAAAUCAGUACCAUCUCGCAGGAAAAUCUCGCGGGGCGCAUUGACCAGGCCACAAAAGCCUUGCAUGCGAUGCUCCACGCAUGGGAUGUCGACGCUACGCUGCAUGUUGGAUUCGAGAUUCUCGUCCCGGCACUGCUUGGUUAUCUAGAAGAUGAAAGCAUUGCUUUUUCCUUCCCCGGCCGCGAUCGGCUCUUUGAAGUCCGUGACCAGAAGCUAGCCCGGUUCAAGCCUCAGUUUCUCUAUAUGCCGGUCCAAACCACGGCCUUGCAUUCACUAGAGGCGUUCAUCGGAUUGAUUGAAUUUGACCGUGUUCUUCAUCACAAGGUCAAUGGCUCUUUUAUGGCAUCUCCCUCGUCCACAUCAGCUGUACUCAUGAAUGCGUCAGAAUGGGAUGACGAGUGUGAGGAAUACCUUCACCAUGUCAUCCAGUCUGCGUCCGGGAAAGGCUCUGGAGGUGUACCCAGUGCCUUCCCUUCCACCAUCUUCGAAAUUAAUUGGACACUUUCAACACUCAUCAAGAAUGGGUUUGAUCUGGAUCCAAACGUCCUACCAUCCAUCCAGAAAGCCCGCACAUACCUGCAUGACGCCCUUGUCACGGAUAAAGGAACGGUGGGCUUUACACCCUAUGUUUGCGCCGACGCAGAUGACACAGCCAAAGCCAUUCUUGUACUCCAGCUACUUCAACAGCAGGUAUCGCUGGAACCGAUGUUGCAAGCAUUUGAAGCAGAUCACCAUUUCAAGACCUACCCUCUUGAGCGCGACCCUAGCUUCUCGGCCAACUGUAACGUCUUACUGGCAUUGCUCCACACAGAAAAUGUCUCCCAGUAUGCACCCCAGAUCGAGAAGGCGACCCAGUUUCUGCACACCCACUUCCGGGAAUCAGACUUGAAAGUUCGCGAUAAAUGGAACCUGUCCCCCUUUUAUUCUUGGAUGCUCAUGACUGAAGCCAUCGCCCGCCUGCUCCUGUUAUUCCAAGGUUCCGAGUUACUGUCUUUGAAGGAGCUCUUCGAAGAGGACCUUACCUCUCUGCUACGGGAUAUGACGAUCUCAGUCCUGCACCAACAGAAUCAAACCGGUUCAUGGGGCUCUAAAGAUUCCAAGGAGGAAACGGCAUAUGCAUUACUCCUACUUACAUAUGCGGUUGAAUUUCAGUUCCCCGACGUACCUCGUCACCAGAUCCGAACUGCAAUCCACGACGGUUGCUCCUUCCUCCGCUUGGACACCAUAGUCGGCUCGGAACGUAUCUGGGUGGAGAAAGUCACAUACGAAUCGGAAAUGUUGUCGCAAGCCUACACAUUGGCUGCUCUGAAGAGGGCGGCGGAUUUGCCCCUAGAAGGACAUGAUAAACCGGAAAUUGUCCUCACGGACAUGGCGAAUGGAAAUCAUGCCGAGUCUAAUGGAGUCCCUGUCGAGUCUAAUGGAGUCCCUGUCGAGACCAAUGGAGUCCCUGUCGAGACCAAUGGAGUCCCUGUCGAGGCCAACGGACACUCUGUCGAGAUCAACGGACACUCUGUCGAGACCAACGGACACUCUGUCGAGACCAACGGACACUCUGUCGAGACCAACGGACACUCUGUCGCGACCAACGGACACUCUGUCGAGACCAACGGACACUCUGUCGAGACCAACGGAUACUCUGUCGAGUCAAAAGGACACCAUUCCGAGUCCAAUGGACAUCAUGCGGAGUCUAACGGAAUUGAAAGCAAUGGUACACGCGGGCUACCAAUCAACGGUUCCGAAUUGGCUGGUGUUACUACCAUUGGCACUGCAACCGAGAAUGCCAAAACACAGACGGCUCCCGCAGACCCAGAAACUCCCAGUAUCGAUAUUCUGGAUCACCCACAAAAUGGACAUCAACACACAGAGAGCACAGAGACCGUAUCGGCCGACACCAAACGUGCUUCGAGCCCUUCCUAUCUUCGCGAAUGGACAGAUGACCAGGAAAAAAUCCUAUUGGGACCGUUUGACUAUCUCGAAAGCUUACCGGGAAAGAAUGUGCGAUCGCAAUUCAUGCAGGCCUUUGACACCUGGCUCCAAGUCCCGACGGAGCACCUGGAUAUCGUCAAGAAGGUUAUUUCCAUGCUCCACACUGCAUCUCUCCUCGUCGACGAUAUCGAGGACAGUUCUCUCCUUCGACGAGGCCAGCCGGUGGCCCACAGCAUAUUUGGCACGGCGCAAACCUUUAAUUCUGGCAACUAUGUCUACUUCCUCGCAUUACGAGAGAUUCAGAAAUUGAACAGCCCACGCGCGAUUGAGAUCUACAUAGAUGCCUUGAUCCAUCUGCAUCGCGGUCAAGGCAUGGAUGUCUUCUGGCGUGACUCGCUGAUUUGUCCCACAGAAGAGGAUUAUCUGGACAUGGUUAGCAACAAAACCGGCGCGCUCUUCAGCCUGGCCAUCGAGCUGCUCCAGAUUGGCAGCCCCGUCCAAGUCGACUUGGUGCCACUAGUCCGACUCUUUGGCAUUAUCUUCCAGAUUUGCGACGAUUAUUUGAACCUGAAGUCGCCGAGCUAUUUGCAGAAGAAGGGCCUAUGUGAAGAUCUCACCGAGGGCAAAUUCUCUUUCCCCAUAAUCCACAGCAUUCGCUCCAACCCCGCCAAUCGGCAGCUGAUUAAUGUCCUGAAGCAGAAGCCUCGGGAUGAGGAUAUUAAACGAUAUGCGGUUGCCUACAUGGAGACUACCGGGACAUUUGAAUAUACCCGCAACUUUGUUGCCACCCUCAAGGCUGAAGCCUAUGAAAUGAUUGAUGAUUUAGAGAAGCAGGGACUGGGGGAGAACCUCGCUAUCCGAAAGCUCUUGGCUCGGCUUUCAGUGGAUGGAUGA